AUGCUCCACGGCUACACCCAAUCCGGCCCCCUCUUCCACGCCAAAUCCCGCGCCCUCGUCAAACACCUCACGAAGGCCUUCUCCGCCACCCAUGAAGUCGCCGCAAUCUACCCCACGGGUCCCCUGCGUCUCGACCCCGCCGAUAUCCCAGGCUACGAGCCCCCGGCCGCCAACUCCAACGGCAGCAACGAGGAACAUCCCACGCCCGACGCGCCAGAAGCGUACGGGUGGUUUCGGCGCUCGAACACGGCUAACCCGCCGCUGUAUAUGGGACUGGACGAGGGGUUGGCGGCCAUCGCGAAGGUGUUGAAGGAGGAAGGGCCAUUUGACGGGGUGAUUGGGUUUUCGCAGGGGGCGGCGAUGGCAGCGAUGGUGGCGUCGUUGUUAGAGGGCGGAGUACGGAAAGAGGCGUUUGAGAAAGCCAAAGCCAAAGGUCUAGGUCUUGGGGAUGCAGGGGACGCCGGGGACAAGGAAGGCGUGUUUGGGUAUCCGACGACGUUUGAGGAACUGGGACAUCCGCCGCUCAAGUUCGCGGUUUGUUAUAGUGGGUUUCGGUCGCCUGGGGCGCGGUAUCGUGGGUUCUAUGAGGAGCCCGGGGUGCAGACGCCCGUGCUGCAUGUGCUGGGGACGCUGGAUGCCGUGGUAGAGGAGUCGAGGAGUCGGUCGUUGAUUGAGGCGUGUGUGGGGGAUCCCGAGGCGGAGGGGAAGGUGGUUUGGCAUCCGGGGGGACAUUUUUUGCCGAGUCAGAGGCCGUAUUUGGAUGCUGCGGUGAGGUUUAUUAGGGAGUCCGUGGAAGAGAAGAAGGGGAAGGCAGGUGAUAAGGAAGAGGAUGUAAAUGAUAUGGAUUUGCCGUUCUAG
Messenger RNA from Aspergillus melleus, 858 nucleotides. It is a transcript of the gene FSH3, whose product is annotated as alpha/beta hydrolase. Bases 1 to 858 code for a protein of 285 amino acids. The transcript has a single exon. The record is from RefSeq and is a predicted model, not a curated record. Gene Ontology annotation, cellular component: cytoplasm; nucleus. Lineage: Eukaryota; Fungi; Ascomycota; Eurotiomycetes; Eurotiales; Aspergillaceae.